Penicillium longicatenatum is the source of this 420-nucleotide messenger RNA. RefSeq lists its product as uncharacterized. The transcript is spliced from 3 exons. Lineage: Eukaryota; Fungi; Ascomycota; Eurotiomycetes; Eurotiales; Aspergillaceae. The coding region runs from base 1 to 420 and encodes 139 amino acids. The record is from RefSeq and is a predicted model, not a curated record.
AUGGGUUAUCUUGGUCAAAUUUUUGCUCACAUCGGAGAUGAUGAAAGUUCAAAGCCUUCAAACAUAAUCUCGGUUGUUGACGGGAAUGGUGCUGAUAUCAAUGGUGGAUUUGGCGGGAAAUUUGUUUGGCUUAUUGCAAACUUCCAUAAUCACGAGCCGAGUGCGAUUUCCCAAAUCGCAGUUGACAUCCAGGAUCAGCAGGACAAUGGCCGCCGUGACCUUGCUUCUGGAGCAGGAGGCCAGUUCCGUUAUCUAGCCUGGCGCACUGAUGGUGCUAAAAAGAUAACGAAUGUUCAAGUUCUCCGUCGCAAAGACCAAGUGAGCUGGGAUACUUUGCGAGGCCUUGGGUUCGAGGGCAUGUCAAAUGAUAUCAAUGGGGGCCGAGGUGGUGAUUUCCUGCACCUGGUGUGGAAAUACUGA